GACGCUGGCGCAAUAAGUCCCAUUUAAGCGCGCGCUUUACGCGGCCAAACACACUUACGCGGCACUUUGCACCGACUCGCUCACGCACACGCACCGCACCAAAAAGCCAGUCGAAAACUUAGAAUCCAACCCAGCACCGUGGAUUUCAUCCAACCCCAAUAGAUCUCUGAACUAACAAGUCGAGCGUAAACCAGUUAAUAGAACAGGCUUACACUAGGCGCAACCAGGAGCACUGAGAAGCAACUACCAGGAGCAGCCAACAGGAGUAACUACCAGGAGCAUAGGAGGUAGCAACAGCGAUGCGACUGUAUCUGUGGCUUGCGUGGAGCCUGUGGUUGGUUUGCGGCGUGCUGGGAGGCUACCAGGGAGGCAGCAGCAGGGGAGAUCGCCCGCGCACGAUACGUGGCUUCAAGAAUGGCAUCUCGUUGUCAACGGCCAGGGGAUUCGGCAAGCGUAGCGGGCUCGCCGAUUCUGAACAGUGGUUGUUCAGUGCUGACAAGGAGAGUUUCCCUGCUGACUGGUUCGCUGAUGAGAUGAGCAAAAAUCCGGAAUUGGCGAAAGUGAUCGUGCAGAAGUUCAUCGAUUCGAACCAAGAUGGCCGACUAUCGUCCGACGAACUCCUUCGACCCCUCUACUCAGAAAACUGAAACCAUUUCUCAUCUUAAUUCUGUUGAAACACAAAAUAUUCCAUACUGUACCUCUUACAAGAUUCAACUGUUAUUGAUCUUUGAUUUCCAUUAUUAUCAUCAAGAGAAAUACGAUAGUUUUAUGUGAAAAUGGUGUAAAAUAACAAGAAAAUUCACACUUCUGGCGGAGAUAAAAAUUGAAUUUCGCCCUCUUUCCCUAAUAGUAUUCAGGAAAUACAAGCAUUCCAGGUCAAAAUACUGUGAAAUAAUCGCACAUAUUACACUGCUGUUAGAUCGAUUUCAAUCAAUCAUCUUCCUCUAUUAUCAUCAAGAGAAAUAGAUGAAUAAUUUCAGUACACUAACUUGAAAACACUGUAAAUUCUUCCGAAAAAAUAGAUUCUUUCAAUCCCCAAAACUCCCACCUAUCUAUUGUUUCUCUCCUUAUUAUUUUCCUCUUCGUCUUUUCCUUUAGUUACCAGAAAACUUAAUCUCCACCUUCACAUCUCUAUUUUCACCUUUGUAGAAAUCCAGUAUAAGACAUAAAAUUACACAUAAUUUUUAUUUCUGGAACAAAUCAGCCAGUUCUCAAUCAUCAAAGUAUUUCUCCUUCUUCUCUAUAGGUCUCUUUGUUAUUUUGCACCUCAUCCUUUUUUAUUCCCUCUCCCAUACUUUUUCAAUAUUCUUUUUUUUGCAGGCUCUAUUAGGCUGGGAGUUGAGAGAGAAUUUCUCUAUUUAUUCUUGUCUAUGGAGCUUCCUAUUCCAUCCUAAUCCUCCCUCUCUCUUCCACCACAGACAAACAAAAUAACUCUCCCUUCUUUCCUCCCUCAUUUUAUUCUGCCAAUCACCCCAAUCGCCACUCCCACCCACAUAAACCCAGCGAAAAAUCCAGCAGUCAUUCUGGCAUCGUCCUUCAUUCCUAUUAUUUUGCUGACAGAAUUGAGACGAAUCAUCCCGCAAGUCAUCUCAAAAUUCCCUGUUAUAAUAAUUACUGAUCUUGAAAAAAUGGAAAGAUGAAUGGAUUUGAGUAGAUAGAUUAAUGUUAGGGAAGUUUCAAGCUCAUUAUGAUCUCAUUAGUUCAUAGCAAAGUGCUCUCAGUUCUUAUUGAAUUAUGAUUAUCAUAAUGCAGAACUAGUAUCUAAAAUAUCCAAUAUUCAUUUGCUAUCUCAUUCACAUUUGCUUAAAAUACAUUGCUUAAAAUAUAUUAGUUUGGGGUCUUUUGUGAUCAGAAGAUGACUAAUGAUAAAUUCUUACCACAAAAAUGUAUAUUAUUAUUUUAAACAAACAUUAAUAACUAUUGACAGUUGCUGUAUAUACAAAUUAAUUUCUUAGUAAACUAGUUAUUGUAUUCUCCUUACACGUUUCAAUUAAAAUUCCAUAGCUUGAUAAGUAACACGUUUUUAUAGGAACUAACUCAUAUAAUAUUAUUUUUAAGUUAAUUUUUUGUAUGUAUAAUAAUUAUUAUCAAUGUCAAUGGAUAUCAAUGGAGCUGAAAUACUAAUUGUUUAUUGUACUGUAUGAUCAUUGCGUUUCAGAAGUUCAUAUUUGAUACUAACUAUACUAUCAGGGGGAUCAUGAUAGUCCUAUAUUAUGAUUGCUUACUUUUCACUCUACUCAUAAUCUGUCAAACUUUAGAAUUUAUCAUUUCUCUGGUGGAAUUUGGAUGUAUUCUCUGAAAAGAUAUCACCUAGAUUUUUAUAAAGUGAUAGGCUAUUCUGUAACUUAUUUAUUGGAAUACCAAGCGAAGUAUCGAUUAAUGUAGUACCGUAUUGAAAAUUCAACAACUAAGCCAUGCAGUUUGGUUGUGAUUAGAUGAAACCCAGUUUACUCUGUUCCCAAUGCAUCAAAUUGAAUACAUGUAUUCAUGAAUCAAAGAUGAAAUUAUGAAGUUUAUAAAUUUAGAUUAGUUGUAGUUCUCAUAAAAACCAUAUUAUAGGCUAUAGAUUUUCAGAAUUUUGAACCAAUUUCGUUUGAUAUUUUUUUAAAGUAACUAUAUUUGAUAUAAUCAGAUAUCCAUUAAUAUUACAGAUAUGUUACCAUCUUCACUCAAAUUCUAUGAAAAUCACAGAAGCAAUAUACGCUUUCUAGUAUAUAAGUCUCAGGUAAUUUACACACUAGUUCAGCUUCAGAUGAAUUUUUCGUCUGAAUUUGACAAUUUUCUCAUCUAAAAGGUUAAACCAGUGUGUGAGGAACUUGAAUUUUAUUCAUCUACUGUCAGUUCUGUUGUAGAAUAUGGUAUUUCUGAAUCUGGUAAGUAAAGGUAAAGGAAAAGGUUAUCUCCAAUAUGAAAAGUCGAUUUACAGGAACUGAAAAAUUUGAAGAGUUCAGUUUCCAUUUGCAAUAUCAAAUUAUUCGAUCAAAGAAAUUAUUUUUCAGUCUUCGACCAUCGUUUGAUGACAUCAUAAAUCUAUUUUGAAAGUGCAACAUUAAUUUCGAAAGCAGAAAUACAGUAUUCUCAUAUUCUAUUGAUUCAUAAUUUAAGACUACUUCAAUCUGUAGAUGAAUCUAUCAAUCAUGUUUGUAAGUUACUCAUGGAUGAAAAUUUGAAAUAAAUAUCACAAAAUUCCAUACCCCAUUCACUAUAACUACUAUAACUUCUAAUUAUAUCUACUAUUAUCGUAUUUGUUUUGUUAGGGAUACUAUUAUCGUAAUUGGAUAUUUAUUCAUUUUAUUAAUUUAAUCAUUCAGAAUUACACAACUUACAGAAAAGUACCACAGGCUUAUAAGCCCAAAACGGUUCCAAUUCUAAUUUAUACAACAGAAUAUAGUGAUUCUAUACUAAUUGAAUAUGUUGUAUAUGGAAUUUUCAGAAUCAUAUAACCGUGUAAUCUGUAUUCAAUCUUCAUAAUCAUGUUGAUGAGUUACAGUUCAUAAUUAUUUAUCCAUAUAUGCUAUCAUUAUAAAAUGAUGUGAUAUUGCAUUAUCUACUAGUAUUGUAUUAAUUUUAAAAAAUUGCCCUAUCUAUGAUACUGAGCUUGAAACUCCCACAAAUGAUAUAAUUAUUGUUCGAAAUAUAUAUUAUAUUCUUUAAAAAGUUUUUUGAAUGAUAUUCGGGGUGCAAAUAAUAGGUUUCAUACUUCCAUACUGCAUGUUAUAUUAUUGUCAAUGUCGUCUUAUUCAAUAAAUUCCUGAAUAUAUUUUUAUUAUUUA
Molecule: messenger RNA, 3773 nt
Organism: Nilaparvata lugens (brown planthopper)
Lineage: Eukaryota; Metazoa; Arthropoda; Insecta; Hemiptera; Delphacidae
Product: allatotropins
Exons: 4
Coding region: 300-647 (115 amino acids)
Source: RefSeq, a predicted model, not a curated record